Paramecium sonneborni is the source of this 1327-nucleotide messenger RNA. The record is from the annotation of a GenBank genome assembly. NCBI's taxonomy places the organism in Eukaryota, Ciliophora, Oligohymenophorea, Peniculida, Parameciidae.
AUGUUAUUCUUUAUAAUUUUAAUCGAGAUUUCUAGAGAAACAAUUAGCUAUGAUUCAUAAGUUUUUAAUAAAUUUACAUGGACAGAAUCAGGAUUUAAUUGUUAAAAUGGAUUUACUAAAACAACUACAAUACCAUUUACAAAUACAUUUGAAAAUAUACCUAAGAUAAUAUUUUUUUCUACAACUUUUGAUUAUUUUUUUUCAACUAAAAAUGAAGUAAACAUUGAAAUAUUGAGUGUCACAUUAAUAGGUAAUAAAUAAUAAAAAAAUAUUUAGAUUUUUCAUUAAAAAUAACAUGCCCUAAUAAUAAGGCUAGCUCUUAUAAAAUUUAAUGGUAUGCUAUAGAUGAUAAUCGUUUAGAAGUAAUUACAGAUUUAAAUUAAUCACCUUUUACUUCAAAAUAAUAUUAAAUUUAAAAUCCAAAUAUCAAAAAAGGAAUAAUAUCAAUACUUAGUUUUUCUUAUACUGGAACAUUUAAUAUUGAUCUCUCUGUAAUUUUUAAUUAUAUAAUAGAUAACAGAAUUAACAUAUGAACAUGUUAUAAUUGGUAUGAGCAGUGCAUAUUAAAAUCUAGUAUCUGUUAGCUAUUAAAUAAUAUUAGGAACAACUGAAAUUCUAACAUUUUUAGAUUAAGUAUCAUCUACAAGUGCUUAUACUAGUUAAUUAUACAAUUAAUUAUCUAACAGUUAUUUUAUAAUUGCUCAAAUGAAAAUUACAACUUCUCUUUUGAAUAUUAGAUAUUCAAUCGCUUUAAAUCCUACUGCCAAUCAAAUCAGUUAUACUACUGCAACAUGUAAUAACUUAUUUAUUAAUAUUAGGGAAUACUAAUGCUUAUCCAACAAAUAAAAUAUAACCAUAUUUUCUAAAAUAUGUUUAAGAAUAGUUCUUUACCGCAAUGGAAUGUUUCACUGCUAGAAUAAGUAAAUUAUAUGAUAAAACAUCAAAUACAAAACCACCAUUUUAUAUCUAAAUUUUAGAACUUAAUAAAGUUUCUAAUUCACCUGGAUCAGAAUUUAUUAUUAUUGAUGAAUCCAAACUAUUGUUAAAUAUUAAUAUUUAUUACAAAUGUCCAUCCAAUUAUAAAAAGGUUCAUAGUUAAUUAAACAAAUGUAAUAAUUGUAGUGGUAGUAAUAAAAUUUAUAACUUAAAUCAUUAUUGUCAUGGAUCAAUCAAUUCAAUCUAUAUUUAUGCACAAUAUUCUGCAUAAUCAAAUUAUAAAGAAAUUUUAAUUACAAUAACUAAUAAUAGUAUAAUUAUUCUUUAAAAAUUAAGAAAUAAGAUUAUCACUCAAUAGAAUAUAUUACAAGUUGAAUUUUUGGACAUUUGA